CCCAUCGCUCAGCCCAUCACUUGCACUUAGUUACAUCGACAAGAUUGCGUAGAGCACCGGAGUCUGAAAGUCUCAAUUCUUCUUUACAACUUACCUAGCUGCUCCUCAUCACCAUGGUAGUGCCAGUGAUCGACUUCUCCAAGCUGGACGGCGCCGAGAGGGCCGAGACCAUGGCGCAGAUCGCCGAUGGCUGCGAGAACUGGGGCUUCUUCCAGCUGGUGAACCACGGCAUCCCACUGGAGCUCCUCGAUCGCGUCAAGAAGGUGUGCUCCGAGAGCUACCGUCUCCGGGAGGCGGCGUUUCGGUCGUCGGAGCCGGUGCGGACGCUGGAGGCGCUGGUGGAGGCGGAGCGGCGCGGCGAGGCCGUGGCGCCCGUGGACGACAUGGACUGGGAGGAUAUCUUCUACCUCCACGACGACAACACGUGGCCGUCCGACCCUCCAGCCUUCAAGGAGACCAUGCGCGAGUACCGCGCCGAGCUCAAGAAGCUGGCGGAGCGGGUCAUGGAGGCCAUGGACGAGAACCUCGGCCUGGACAAGGGCCGCAUGAAGGCGGCCUUCACCUGCGACGGCAUCCACGCGCCGACCUUCGGCACCAAGGUGAGCCACUACCCGCCGUGCCCGCGCCCGGACCUCGUCACGGGCCUCCGCGCGCACACCGACGCCGGCGGCGUGAUCCUGCUGUUCCAGGACGACAAGGUCGGUGGCCUGGAGGUGCUCAAGGACGGUGAGUGGCUGGACGUGCAGCCGCUCGCCGAUGCCAUCGUGGUCAACACCGGCGACCAGGUGGAGGUGCUCAGCAACGGGCGGUACCGCAGCGCGUGGCACCGCGUCCUGCCCAUGCGCAACGGCAACCGCCGCUCCAUCGCGUCCUUCUACAACCCGGCGUUCGAGGCGGCCAUCUCGCCGGCCGUGGCCGAGGGCGCCGCCGCCGCGUCGUACCCGAAGUUUGUGUUCGGGGACUACAUGGACGUGUACAGCAAGCACAAGUUCGAGGCCAAGGAACCGAGGUUCGAGGCCGUCAAGGCUCCAAAGACACCUCAAGCUUAAAAUCACGGAGAUUGAAGAAAAAAUUAUUUAUUAUUAUUUGGAUAUUACAAUCCAUCAAGUUUAUACACAAUAUAAAUAUAUGGGCCAUAUCACGAUUGAGAAUCCAUGUUUAGUGAGAGAGAAUACAUGCACAUUUCAUUUCUUGUUUUCUUUAGCGACCGCAUGAUUUGUACUACAUACUAUGUCCGCUAAAUGCGUUAUUUUGUGCAUGAGAGGGCUUCUCUUUAUUA
Molecule: messenger RNA, 1279 nt
Organism: Lolium perenne
Lineage: Eukaryota; Viridiplantae; Streptophyta; Magnoliopsida; Poales; Poaceae
Product: 1-aminocyclopropane-1-carboxylate oxidase-like
Source: RefSeq, a predicted model, not a curated record